UUUAAAUUGGGGCCAAGGAGUUGAAGUUAAUUGUGCUCACCUUGACUUUUCUCUCUUGAGAAGUUCGUAAGAGACAAAAAUGGUGAGAGCCCCAUGUUGUUCUAAAGUGGGUUUGCAUAAAGGUUCAUGGAGUGUGCAGGAAGAUUCUUUGCUGGUGAAUUAUAUUCGAGUUCAUGGAGAAGGCCAGUGGAGAAAUCUGCCUAAAAACGCUGGGCUGCUUAGAUGUGGGAAGAGUUGCAGGCUGAGAUGGAUGAACUAUCUUCGACCUGAUAUUAAGAGAGGAAAUAUUUCACCAGAUGAGGAGGAACUGAUCAUCAGGUUUCACUCUCUACUGGGAAAUCGUUGGUCUCUCAUUGCAAAAAGGCUGCCUGGUCGAACCGACAAUGAGAUAAAAAACCACUGGAAUUCUUAUCUGAGCAAAAGAGUGGGAAAAAGUAAAGAAACUCAGCCAAAAGCAGCAAAAACAGUGAAGAAAAGAGGCCGAUCCACAGGUGAAAAGAAGAAACUCAAGAAGGAGGAGAGUGAAGAAGAGAUUACAAAGACAAAAGUUUAUCUUCCAAAGGCUGUAAGGGUUUCUCCAUACUUCAGCGCAAUUAAUAACAUGGGUUUUGAUCAGAACGGGGCAAGAAGUGGGUCAUCAUCAUUAUCCUGCAGCCAUGGAGAAGCAAAUAUUAUGAAAGCAAAUGAUGCAGAGGUUGCUUUGACUGAUUCUCCCGCUCCAUGCUGGCCUCCUCUUACAGAUGAAGAAAAAGCUUACAACUCUCAGGUUAACCAAGAAUGUUACAAUUUCACAUGCGAUAAUUCAUUUCUAAACUUUCUUGAUGGAUAUCUUGAAGAGUAUGAUCAGGAUCUGCUGCUUAUCAAUUAAGUUAAUUAAUGGAGGUCAAUCUGAGUCCCUCUGUUGUAAACUGUAUAUGUUUUCAAGUUGAGUUUUCUUGUCAACUAGAACAAGCGCAUUAAAUAAUUAUCUACCAACGACUCUGUAUCAUGUUCAUUAAUAAAGAAUUAAUAAGUCGGUGUGUCACA
Molecule: messenger RNA, 1026 nt
Organism: Mangifera indica (mango)
Lineage: Eukaryota; Viridiplantae; Streptophyta; Magnoliopsida; Sapindales; Anacardiaceae
Product: myb-related protein 308-like
Exons: 2
Coding region: 80-868 (262 amino acids)
Source: RefSeq, a predicted model, not a curated record